Batrachochytrium dendrobatidis JAM81 is the source of this 312-nucleotide messenger RNA. RefSeq lists its product as uncharacterized. The coding region runs from base 1 to 312 and encodes 103 amino acids. Gene Ontology annotation, biological process: protein folding in endoplasmic reticulum. Lineage: Eukaryota; Fungi; Chytridiomycota; Chytridiomycetes; Rhizophydiales. The record is from RefSeq and is a predicted model, not a curated record. The transcript has 4 exons. Gene Ontology annotation, cellular component: EMC complex.
AUGCCUUCCAUAUUGGCCUGCUUGUUGUUUUCCGCUGGCAUUAUUUUAUUGCUGCACGCAGGAUACUCUGCUAUUAAUCAUUUUGCCUAUCUCAAAACGAUUGGAAAGCACGACUCUAAUCUUCCAACAGAUAUUAUUUUCGAGAUCCUUGUAAGCAUUGUCGUUUUUUCCCAAGGAGCAGUUAUGGUUGCUGGAGAUCUUAAGCCCAUUUCCCUACAGCUUGAACUUUCACAAAAAACUAUGGAUUGGGUUGAUGCAACCCCUGGAUUUAAGAUAGUCAAUCAUCGUGGAAGCGCUUUAUUUGCUGAAUAA